CUUUGAGACCGCUAUUAUGACAUCAGCAGUGUGAUGUCACACUAGCCAUAUAAUCUUCUCCCCAAGGCAAAGGCCUCUCAUUUGCAAUGAUGUGUGCAAAGACUACAUUCGUGUGGAUCCUAUGCUUCACAGCAUUUCUUCCCGGAGUUUACUCCAAAGUUGAUGGAGCUGAUGCUCCAGCCAUUGCGGUAGAGGCCACCCACACCCCAGAGGUGAAAGGUGAUGCUCCCGCCCCAGCUUCUGCCAAAGCUGUUCAGGAUGCUCCUGCCGAAGUGGUAAAGUCUGCUAUUCUCUUCCCAGCCAACUAUGUUGCCCCAGCAGACAAAGCCGACGAUGACGCCACAGCAGAUGAGGCCGACCAUGCCACGCCAGCGGAUGAGGCCAUUGAUUCCGCCCUAGCGGACGAGGCCUUUGAUUCCGCCAAAUGGGUGAGGACGGCUGUUCUUGCCCCAGCUGACUAUGCUGUCCCAGCGGACAACACCGACUAUGAAGCCACACCAGAUGAGGCCGACCAUGCCACUCCAGCGGAUGAGGCCUUUGAUUCAACCCUAGCGGAUGAGGCCUUUGAUUCUGCCAUAGUGGAUGAGGACAAAGAUGCCGCCCAAUUGGACGAGGCGCAGGAUAUUGCCCCAGUGGAUGAGGACAGUGAUAACGAACCAGCAGACGUGGCCAACAAUGUCUCCCAUGUGGAUGAGGCUGAUGAUUCCUCCUUAGAAGACAAAGCUGAUGAUGCUAGUGCUGUAGAGACCAGUAAUACUGGAGGGGCCAGAGUUUUUACAACUUUAGAGAAGACCAGAAUAUCCAGCACACUGAUAAUUUGCAUUAUAGUCAUCUGUGUGUUUAUUCUAGCAGUAGCCAGUUUCAUUUGUCUAUGGGUGGUAUGGCGUCGUGGCAAGAAGCUAGACCUCAGCCCUGACAUUGAGGAGCCAUAAAGUGUGACAUAAGUGUGACACCACCGGAGAGAGGCAUGCGCCCCCCAUUACCACCGGAGGGAGGCAUGCGCCCCCCAGCACCAUCGGAGAGAGGCAUGCGCCCCCCAGCACCAUCGGAGAGAGGCAUGCGCCCCCCAGCACCACUGGAGAGAGGCAUGAACUCCUGCUAACAC
This is a messenger RNA of Pseudophryne corroboree (corroboree frog), 1105 nucleotides long. Its product is annotated as serine-aspartate repeat-containing protein I-like. Lineage: Eukaryota; Metazoa; Chordata; Amphibia; Anura; Myobatrachidae. The record is from RefSeq and is a predicted model, not a curated record. The transcript has 3 exons. The coding region runs from base 87 to 932 and encodes 281 amino acids.